AUGAAGGCGUUAAUGCCAAACAAAGUUUCUGAUUCAACAUCGGUUGAUUCAGUCAAACCUCUUCAACAAGAUAACAAUUUAGCUCGUAUUAAUUUACCCCAAUUCAAUGGCGAUAUAGAUUCCUGGUUGGAAUUUAUUUCUAUAUUUGACAGCCUUGUCCAUUCAAAACAUAUGGACAAUAUUUGCAAAUUUCGUUACCUUAAAACCUCGUUGAAAGGGGACGCUGCAGCAGUGAUUUCUGGGUUUGCCUUAACUAGCGAAAACUAUCCAUUAGCAUACGAAGCAUUACGUUUUCGCUACAACAAUAAAAGGCGCAUAGCCAGUUUUUAUUUACAAAAAAUUUUAGAGUUCAAGACAACCCAUUUGUCUAAUUUAAAUAAUUUAAAUUCAUUUCUCACCACUCAUGAAACUGCAGUAAAAUCUAUUCGCUCUAUGGAUUUACCAGAUUUAAUUGAUUUCAUUUUUUUCAACCUAACACUAAAUAAUCUGGACACUAAUAUGCGCCGUGAAUUUGAAUUACGUCAUUCAGACAAGGAGAUUCCGUCAUACACGGAUUUAAUCACAUUUGUUACUAAUCAGCUUCGCUCAUUAGAGUUGCAAUUACCCACUACUCGCCCUAGUAGCUCAACGUUUCCAAAAGCAAACAAACCCAAAUCAUUUUUAGUAAACACCGCUCACAACACUAACAAAAUUUCUUCAUUUAAACAAAACUCAAUUUCAAAGUGUUCUCAUCUUCGAAGCCAAUGUGCUUCUAAAAAUGUAUGUCGCAAGUGUGAUUCUAAUCAACAUCACACUACCCUUCAUCCUGGGUUUCAAUCACCGGUCACGUCGGCAACCAAAGCCACCGUUUCGGACUUGAAUGCGUCUCCCUCAACCUCAAUCACUCAACCCCCUCACAGCACCGGUAACGACAUCCCGGCGCUGUCAUGUACUUCAUAUGCCCAAAACCCACAAGGGGUCUUACUGGGCACAGCGCAAAUUUUAAUUAAUACCCACAGUGGUAAUUAUUUUUCUGUUCGGGCACUUGUGGACCCUGGCUCCCAAGUGUCAAUUAUUUCAUUAUCAUGUUGUCGUGCUCUUGGUUUGCCUAUUAAACCCACUUCAACUCAAAUUUCUGGUAUUGGCGCCACCGAAACCUCUUGUCAUGGUACGGUUUCGUGUAUUUUAAAGUCAAAAUAUUCUGACAUAAAAGUCUCUACAAUUGCAUAUGUCAUGUCUACUAUUUCGUUAAAUUUACCUUCAGUUGAAUUGUCUCAAGAAGUCAUCAGUCGCUUCACGUCACUCAAAUUGGCAGAUAGCCAAUUUUAUAAAUCAUCCCCCGUGGAUUUCUUAAUAGGGGCAGAUUUGUUCCCCUCUAUAUUGUCAUGUACGGAUUCUCAAACUAUUCAGGGAUUCCCUUCCGCCAUAAACAGUAUUUUUGGGUGGUUAAUUAUCGGUCCUGUUGAGGGCAACCCCCCUACUCAACCCAUUUCACUUCUGAGCACUGCUCAAAUAAGUGAUCAUUUACAAAAUUUUUGGGAAACUGAAGAAGUUUCGGUUUCCAUCCCCUCAAAUCCUUCAGAUAUUUUGGCGGAACGCCAUUUUAAAGACACGCAUUCGCGUGACUCAACGGGUCGAUACAUUGUCGCUCUUCCGUUUCGUCCAGGCAGCCUCCCUGCCCUUUUCAACAAGGAGCGUUCACUCGCUUCCUUUAUUAAUUUGGAAAAAAGAUUGUCUAAAUUUCCUGAAAAAUACAAGGCGUAUACCGAAUUCAUGGAUGAAUACAUUUCAUUAUGUCACAUGUCAAAGGCAACUAACUCAUCAGGUUAUAUAAUUCCCCAUCAUUGUGUCACUAAGGACACUAGUACAUCCACCAAAUUACGUGUUGUUUUUAACGCAUCGGACCCAGGUUAUAACAAAAUUUCUUUAAAUUCAUUAUUGUUGGCCGGUCCUAAAUUACAAAACGAUAUCUCGGAUAUCCUUUAUUCAUUCCGUUUUAACGCAAUAGCCUUGUGUUCCGAUAUACGUCAAAUGUAUCGACAAAUUUUGGUACGUCCAGAAGAUCGCAUUUAUCAGCAUAUAUUUUACCGACCAUCCACUGAAUCCGACGUCGUUGAAUUUGAACUAAAUACCGUAACAUACGGCUUAGUUCCUUCCGCUUUUCUUGCACAAAGGUGUCUAAAACAAUUAGUUAUCGACGAAGGCAAUCAUUAUCCUUUGGCUUCUCAAGCCCUUCUGCACAACACUUACGUUGAUGAUAUUAUUACUGGUGCUUCGUCUCCUGAACAAGCCAAAACUUUAAUGACACAAUUACAAACUUUAAUGAGUAGGGGAGGUUUUGAGUUGCGAAAAUGGACUAGCAACGAUCCUUCUAUAUUAACUGAUCUCCCUGUAGAUCACAUCGAGACGCCAUUUAUGUUCGAAACGGAGACUGUGUUCAAAAUACUUGGGCUGCUGUGGGACCCAAACACAGAUAGUUUUCUAUUUCAAUUCAAAUCAUUCGAAAACGUUUUGACAAAACGCACUUUGCUUUCCCAUGUGGCAGGAGUGUAUGAUCCUUUGGGUUUUUUAGCACCUAUUACCUUUAGCUUGAAGUGUAUUCUGCAAAAGUUAUGGUUAGAUCACUCAGGGUGGGACGACCCCGUACCUCCACAUAUUCGUCAAAUUUGGGACCUCCAUCAACAAAACAUGUAUCUCGUAGCUCAAAUUCGCAUUCCCCGUUUUAUUGCUCCUUCAGAAAGUAGGUCGGUAUGGUUGGCCGGUUUCUCUGACGCUAGUCAGCUUGGAUACGCUGCUGUGCUUUAUCUCUGUUGUGAUGAUGGAUAUUCAAUAACAUCCAAUUUAUUUGCUGCUAAAACUAAGGUAGCUCCAUUGAAAACCCUGAGCAUACCGCGCCUGGAACUCUGCGGAGCACUUCUGCUUAGCAAACUCGUCUCGUCUGUCCGUCAAACUAUGCCGAAUUUGUUCAAAAUUCCCCCACGUCUAUUCACCGAUGCUCACAUCGUUUUAUAUUGGCUCAACACUCCUCCACAUUUACUCAAAGUUUACGUUGCCAAUCGUGUUGUAGCCAUUCAACAAAUUACUCAACACAUGUGCUGGUCAUAUAUUCACACUUCUGUCAACCCUGCUGAUAUCGCAUCUCGUGGACUGACCCCUGAUCAGUUUUGCAAACCAACUCAACAUAACUUGUGGUUUCACGGACCAUCGCUAAUUUCGGAGCCUCUCAGUCAAUGGCCUCCUCCUUUUACGGAUACAAUUUCCAAUAUUGCUGAGCUGCCUGAAAUUAAACCCUUGGCUCUCGCAGCCAAUUUAAUUACUCCGGAUCAAAUGUUAGAAUUGUUUUCUCACUUUUCGUCAUGGACGCGUUUGAUCCGAGUUGUCGCAUGGAUGCUUCGUUUCAUCAAACAGUGUAAAGCACGCCUACAGCAUCUAGAACCCAUUUCUGGUCCGUUGUCCAUCACUGAAUUAGAUUUUGCGAAAAUCAAAAUCAUUCAUAUAACUCAAAAAUAUUAUUAUUCUUCCGAAAUUCGUUUGUUAUCCGCUCAUAAAGCUCUUAAAGGCAGUCUCAGCUCGCUCAGUCCGUUUUUAGAUUCUUCUUCCAUAAUUAGAGUGGGUGGUCGCCUCAACCGCUCCCCACUCUCUUCAGCUUCCAAGCACCCCAUUUUGUUGCCCAAAUUGGCACACAUAUCUCAAUUAAUAUGCGUUCAUGCUCAUUUGUGUUCUCUUCAUUCUGGGCCCAGAGCAGUCCAAGCUUCUGUUCAAGCCGUUUAUUGGAUUCCCGGGCUUCGUGGUCUUGUUCGGAAAGUGAUCCGUAACUGUCCCACAUGCUACAGAUUCCGUGCUGUGCCCUUCGCGCCUCAAAUGGCCGCUUUACCCGAAUCUCGUGUCACCCCCUCGAAACCAUUUUCUCAUACUGGAGUCGACUUCGCCGGUCCAUUCAUUGUUAAAUCCGGCAACCCACGUAAACCUCGUUUAACAAAAGGUUAUCUCUGCAUUUUUGUGUGUUUUUCCACAAAAUGUGUCCAUCUUGAGUUCGCUUCAGAACUCACUACUCAAUGCUUUCUAGCAGCACUGGAUCGAUUUGUAGCUCGUCGAAGUCUUCCAUCCGACAUAUAUUCCGAUCAAGGUCGGAAUUUUCUUGGCGCCUCACGCCUUUUAAAUGAAAUUUCUAUUUUCUUACAAGAAAAUCGCGAGAACAUCUCCGAUUAUUUGUCUCUUAAAAGUGUACAAUGGCAUUUCAACUGUGCAUAUGCACCCUGGUUCGGGGGUUUAUGGGAAGCUGGCGUCAAAUCCGCCAAAUCGCUCCUCAAACGCAUGUUCAAGGAAUCUUCCUAUUCCGUUGAAGAUUAUUUCACGAUAUUCACCCGCAUUGAAGCGGUGUUGAACAGUCGCCCACUGUGCGAUCUGCCUGCUGAUCCUUCUGAGGCAUCGUCUUAUUUAACCCCUGGACACUUUCUUACCGGCACCCCCUUGACCUCGUUGCCCGAACGUUACCCACCUUGUGAACAGCCCGUUCGUGACCGUUGGUUGAACCUACGACGCUUGGUUCAAAGUUUUUGGAAGCGUUGGUCAAAAGAGUAUUUAAAUACUUUAAUUCAAAGAAACAAAUGGAAAUCGCCUGCCGCCACCCCUGAGGUUGGGAAUGUCGUAUUAGUAAAAGGGGAUCAAACUCCCCCACUUUCUUGGCCUAUUGGUCGUAUAAUCAGACUUCACAUGUCUGCAGACGGUAUACCUCGUGUUGCCGAUUUAAAACUUGCGGAUCAGCAAGUAGUUACUCGGGCGGUCGCCAGACUGCUUCCACUGCGUGGGUCGAUCGAGUAG
Molecule: messenger RNA, 4800 nt
Organism: Chrysoperla carnea
Lineage: Eukaryota; Metazoa; Arthropoda; Insecta; Neuroptera; Chrysopidae
Exons: 2
Coding region: 1-4800 (1599 amino acids)
Biological process (GO): DNA integration
Molecular function (GO): nucleic acid binding
Source: RefSeq, a predicted model, not a curated record